Molecule: messenger RNA, 1054 nt
Organism: Haliotis rubra (blacklip abalone)
Lineage: Eukaryota; Metazoa; Mollusca; Gastropoda; Lepetellida; Haliotidae
Product: cys-loop ligand-gated ion channel-like
Exons: 7
Coding region: 1-951 (316 amino acids)
Biological process (GO): monoatomic ion transmembrane transport; regulation of membrane potential; nervous system process
Cellular component (GO): synapse; membrane; neuron projection
Molecular function (GO): extracellular ligand-gated monoatomic ion channel activity; neurotransmitter receptor activity; transmembrane signaling receptor activity
Source: RefSeq, a predicted model, not a curated record
AUGAACACAGCAGAUACACAGAUCGUGGACGACCUGAACUGGGCGGAGCGCUGGAACCCCAAGCUACUUAUACAGAAUGUGGCCAGCGAUCAGAAACAGAACGUGUGGUUUGACGUGCAGUUCAGCGAGGGGCAGGCCUUUGUCCUGGAGAAGAGGCGCCUCAAGGGCUGGUUCACAGAAAACCUGGAGCUAGAGGCCUUCCCGUUUGAUAUUCAGCAUUUGUCCCUCGUGAUAACCUCUGACCUGUCAAGCAAGGAGGUCACCCUUGUAGAAGAUGACCUUGAACUUAGCAGCGUCAAUCGACUGAGUUUCAUUGAUGAACAGGAAUGGGAGAUGAGAAACUUCGUGGAGUUACUGCCUCAGGUGACGAGGCGGGAAUACAGCAGCUCCAAACAUGAGUUCCCCUCCAUCUUGGUGAGGUGCUGUGCCUUCAGACGGCCAGGGUUCUUCAUCUGGAACAUCCUGUGCGUCAUGUGUUUGAUUAGUUCUCUCUCGUUCUCGACGUUCUCGGUGGACCAGACAAAGCCCCAGAACCGCCUCCAGCUUUCCUUCACACUCGUCCUCACCGGAGUCGCCUUCAAGUUUGUGGCUACACAGUCCUUACCUAAAAUACCCUACCUUACAUACCUAGACAGGUACAUCCUCAUCUCGAUGUGCAUCAUGUAUUUUGUGUGCAUCUGGCACGCUGUGAUCACCCGCUUCCAGUUUGACGAUAAACUCUCUCGGUCCAUGGAUUUUUGGGCUUUCGUGGGACUUGCCUGCUUCUUCUUGUGCUUCCAACUCUUCUUCAUCGCCACAGCCAGAAUCAAUAGCGCCAAUAGAAAGAUGGCGGUGUACGACGCUGAGAGGAAAUAUAGAAGAAAGGCGGACAGGCUGCAAGGUGCUGAAGCUGACAAGAAGCGCUGGAAGUUAGUCAGAGGAAAAACUAAGUUUAGAGUUGGUGUCAUGUAACACAAAAUCUCGUACAUAGCCUCCGAGACUUUUCGAUAUCCGAGGAUACCCCAGGAGGACGUCAUGUAACACAAAAUCUCCUACAUAGCCUCCGAGACUUUCC